AUGGCUACAUCUGCAAGGGACAUCAAUGUCCAAGAGGGAUUGAAUCUCAACCCUUCACAAAGCUUGAAUUUCUCCACCUCUCCUACCGCUUCUUUCCAGUCUGCUCCUUCCAGCCAUGGUGGCUCGGCUUUUGGAAGCCGUACGAUACCGCUAGCAAAUGCAAAGCAUUUGAAGCCGUUUGCCACGGAGGAUAUCAAGGUCCUGCUCCUGGAAAACGUCAACCAAACGGGUAGGGACAUCCUUACCAAACAGGGCUAUCAGGUGGAAUUCCUUAAAUCCUCCCUUCCGGAAGAUCAACUCAUCGAGAAAAUUCGAGAUGUACACGUGAUUGGGAUUCGCUCGAAGACCAAGCUGAGCGCUCGUGUACUAAAGGAAGCUCGGAAUCUUAUUGUCAUUGGUUGUUUCUGCAUCGGGACGAACCAGGUUGAUCUGCAAUAUGCAGCUGAACAUGGAAUUGCUGUUUUCAACUCACCGUUCAGCAAUUCCCGUAGUGUCGCAGAAUUGGUUAUAGCUGAAAUCAUUGCUCUUGCCCGUCAACUGGGUGACCGUUCCAAUGAGAUGCAUAACGGCACAUGGAACAAAGUGAGCAACAAGUGCUGGGAAAUCCGCGGAAAGACCCUUGGCAUAAUCGGAUAUGGUCACAUUGGCGCUCAACUGUCGGUUCUAGCAGAGGCUAUGGGCAUGUCUGUUAUUUUCUACGACGUAGUGAACCUGAUGGCACUGGGUACUGCUCGCCAAGUACCAACCCUUGAAAUCCUUUUGUCUGAGUCGGACUUCAUCACGUGCCAUGUUCCUGAGCUCCCGGAGACACGGAACAUGAUAGGACAACCCCAGUUUGAGCAAAUGAAGCCUGGCAGUUAUCUGAUAAAUGCCAGUCGGGGAAGUGUCGUGGACAUUCCUGCUCUAAUCCAUGCAAUGCGGUCCGGCAAAGUGGCGGGUGCCGCUCUCGAUGUCUAUCCCAAUGAGCCAGCCGGAAAUGGUGAUUAUUUCAACCAAAGCCUCAAUGACUGGGCAACGGAUCUUAGGGGUCUCAAGAAUUUGAUCCUCACGCCACAUAUUGGCGGUAGCACAGAGGAGGCGCAGCGUGCGAUUGGCGUUGAGGUGGCAGAAGCCUUGGUGAGAUAUGUUAAUGAGGGCACAACACUGGGGGCCGUAAACCUGCCGGAGGUUGCUCUGCGGUCCCUGACGAUGGAUGAACCCAACCAUGCCCGAGUCAUCUUCAUUCAUCAGAACGUUCCGGGUGUUUUGCGAAAAGUCAAUGAGAUUCUUGGUGAUCACAAUGUUGACAAGCAAAUGACUGAUAGCAGAGGUGAUGUGGCAUAUUUGAUGGCCGAUAUCAGCAGUGUCGACAACAUGACAAUCAAGGACUUGUACGAGAGACUUGAAAGCCUCGGAUCUCGAAUUAUGACGCGCAUCUUGUAUUAA
This is a messenger RNA of Aspergillus neoniger CBS 115656, 1425 nucleotides long. RefSeq names its product D-3-phosphoglycerate dehydrogenase. Gene Ontology annotation, molecular function: NAD binding; oxidoreductase activity, acting on the CH-OH group of donors, NAD or NADP as acceptor. The transcript is spliced from 7 exons. Bases 1 to 1425 code for a protein of 474 amino acids. The record is from RefSeq and is a predicted model, not a curated record. Lineage: Eukaryota; Fungi; Ascomycota; Eurotiomycetes; Eurotiales; Aspergillaceae.